Aspergillus piperis CBS 112811 is the source of this 429-nucleotide messenger RNA. RefSeq lists its product as uncharacterized. Bases 90 to 344 code for a protein of 84 amino acids. The record is from RefSeq and is a predicted model, not a curated record. The transcript has a single exon. NCBI's taxonomy places the organism in Eukaryota, Fungi, Ascomycota, Eurotiomycetes, Eurotiales, Aspergillaceae.
CCUGUUCGUUUUAGGGAGAAGGUAUAGUGGUGGUGCACUAUAGGCCAGGGGAAUGCUUGUGCAGACUCGGCGGUAAUAAGGAUGAACAGAUGGCGAUAUGUCCGGGUCAAACCAGAUACUUUUUCUCCACCCCUGAAGCCUGUCAUGGCCGGCCUCCUGCUUCCAUCCAGUUGGAAGCUCCGAGGUUUCAGACUAGGGGUCGCCGGUACUCCACUGCCACGACUAAUCAUCUGAAGUUCCUUUCCAACGGUCCGAUGUGUCCAUACUGCUUUUUUGCUUUCUCUAUCAUGAGGAUGGUCCGAUCUGCCUCGGUUGCCGGCCACUCGGUUUGCUGGCCAUCCUGAUACUCCAUCGUAUUCACUUUGGUAGUUGUACCAUAAAUGAAUCUAACUUCCCGCCCGGUACAUUUAUUUACCUUCAUCAACCCCU